Magallana angulata is the source of this 2394-nucleotide messenger RNA. RefSeq names its product atrophin-1-like. Bases 274 to 1863 code for a protein of 529 amino acids. The record is from RefSeq and is a predicted model, not a curated record. Lineage: Eukaryota; Metazoa; Mollusca; Bivalvia; Ostreida; Ostreidae. The transcript is spliced from 3 exons.
GUCAGCAAGCAGUAGGAUUCCACCAUACAAGUAUCGUACACGCGAUUAUACUUUCAUAAGAAAAUAAAUACUUCCUUAUCAUCAAAGGAAACAUCAAGCUUCGGUCACAGAACUAGGCAUCUCUUACCUCUUAUACAACAAUCCGUCUUUCUUUUUUUUUUUGGACGUGAUAGAUCUUUUGCACUUGAGCGUGUAAUGCGUUUGACGUCAAAUUCUCAAAUGUUUCCUUCUCAAUAAACUUUAUGUUGUCCCUCAUUUAGUAACUAACUUAAUAUGGGGCAGGUCAGACUUACCAUAGUAUUGUUUUUAGGAACAUUUGUCCACGCUUUAGUUAUUGAGGAUCCCCAGAACGAACAGUCUCUGCCUGCUGGAUUCCAAAGACCAACUUUGAAGUCGAGUCUUGACGAGCCGUUAGGUUUCGGUCAGAUAAGCCCGUUUUCCGGCGUACCCUCAUCAGGAGCUGGAAAUUUUCCCUCUGGUCAAGGACCAUUAAGUGGUAAUUUUGGAAAUUUCCCAAUAGGAACUGGUUCUGCAAGUGGUAUACCGGGUGCAGGUGGUAAUUUCGCAGGCUUCCCAGUGGGAACUGGUUCUGCGAGUGGUAUACCGAGUGGAAGUGUUAAUUUCGCAGGCUUCCCAGUGGGCACUGGUUCUGCGAGUGGUAUACCGAGUGGAAGUGUUAAUUUCGCAGGCUUCCCAGUGGGCACUGGUUCUGCGAGUGGUAGACAGGGUGUUAGAGGAGUGCCAGGUGGAAGUGGUAGUUUUCUGUCGGGAACUGGUUCUGUAAAUGGUAUAGUACCUAGAAGUGGUACGGUUGAGGGCUUUCCAACCAGCAACUUUGAUCCUCUGCGAGGCAGUUUCCCAAUAGGUUCUGGCCAAAAUCCAAAUCUACCUUUCAGUUCUAAUAGGCAUAAUCCUUUAUUUGAGAGAUCGCCUUUUAGUCCUCUUACUCCUAACCUACCAGGAAGCUCAAGCCAGUUUCCUUCUUCACUGGGAAGGUCACCGAAUAGACCACAGGUAAUAUUUGUUCCAGUGCCAUCUCAAGGACAUUCUCAUCAUCACGAUCCUCAUCAUCACGAUAUACCAGCAAAGCAUGAUGAUCCCCACCAUCAUGACGUGCCGGUGAAGACUCCUGACCCCCACCAUCAUGACGUUCCUGUAGGGUCUCAUAAUCCCCACCACCACGACAUACCGGUGAAGACUCCUGACCCCCACCAUCAUGAUGUUCCUGUGGGAUCUCAUAAUCCCCACCAUCAUGAUGUCCCCGUGGGUUCUCAUGAUCCCCACCAUCAUGACGUCCCCGUGGGUUCUCGUGAUCCCCACCAUCAUGACGUCCCCGUGGGUUCUCAUGAUCCCCAUCAUCAUGAUGUUCCUCUGGAUCCCUUUAAUAUUUAUAGCCCCAGUCACAAGAUUGGAGAUUUGGUGCCUAUUGGACACGGAGUACCUAGGAUUCCCCCACCCCCGCUCAAUGGGCCGGAAUGUCAGUUUAGUGGCUGUUCCAUUGGUCGGGAGUGUGUGAUCGCCAAAACCAUUGUGACGGAGAGUGCGACCCUGUGCCCCCGGGCUUACAGCGGCCGGUGUGUCUGUGUCCCGGGCUGUGUCCAUCACCAGAAGUUUAUACCCCAGGGUUACCUCAAGUACGAGGGGAGGUGCAGUUACUGCAAGUGCUUCCCCGAUGGUCGGGUUGAGUGCAAAAAAUCCAAAGCUUGCUUUGCAGCAAAGAGAAGGGAUAGAGAGAUUCAUAGACAGGAUAGAGAGAUUCAUAGACAUAUGGAUCGACCGGUUCGUAGAAAUGGACGAAGACGAGUUGGAGUCAUUGACCUGGGAGGAAUAGUCAGAAAUUUCCUCGGAAGAAUUUUAGGAUAAUAUCACAAUUAACUGUAGAGUAAAUCAUUUUUGAAACAAAAUCAAAAAUAUGUAUAGAAAUGUUUGACAAUGAAAUCUGAAAGUGUUGGAUGAAUAGACGAAUUGUUUUAACGACUGCAUGCUAUUCCUGUCAAGAAACAGGUCUUGAACAUACAUGUUAGCAUGUCCUAGUUGACCAUUCACAAAUAUGAUAAUAUUUACAUGACUGUAUACUGUUUUUCAUGAAGAUCGGUAGUUGUUUUUUUUUCAAUUAUAUCAUAUUUAGAAAUGGGGAAAGAUAAUAAUAUUCAACAUAUUCAUUUCAGUAAAAAUAUACCAUAAGAGCAGCUUAUAUUAAAAUGUGUAAGAUACACAUAUCAAAAAUACUGAUAGCGGAAUCAUUAGAAUUUAUGUCAGACUCUGCUCAUUUGUCCGCGAUGUAAACUGUAAGAUUCUUAUUAUUUUGCAUUUGUAAAAAAAAAUAUAGUUAUGAUGUUGAAGAAUCAUAUGGAUAAUAUUAUUGUAUAUUUUUGGAAUAAAUGUUGAACGUGU